CGCCGCGCGGGUAGUGGUGGAGCGGCGGCUCCGCAUCCCGCAUCGCUGCCGGUGCGCAGGGGGCCGCCCGCAUGGUGGACAUCCUCCUCCCGCGGCCGCUCCCGGGCGCCAUGGGGGAGCCCUCCAAGAGGCGGCCGGGGCUGGCCCUGUGCGCGGGCUGCGGGGGCCGCAUCCAGGACCCCUUCCUGCUGCGGGUGUCGCCGGACCUGGAGUGGCACGUCGCCUGCCUCAAGUGCGCCGAGUGCGGGCAGCCCCUGGACGAGACCUGCACAUGCUUCCUGCGUGACGGCAAGGCCUACUGCAAACGGGAUUACAGCAGGCUCUUCGGCAUCAAGUGCGCCCAGUGCCGGGCGGCGUUCAGCAGCAGCGACCUGGUGAUGCGCGCCCGCGACCACGUCUACCACCUGGAGUGCUUCCGCUGCGCCGCCUGCGGCCGCCAGCUCCUGCCCGGAGAUCAGUUCUGCCUGCGGGAGCGCGACCUGCUCUGCCGCGCCGACCACGGGCCGCCCCCCGACGGCGCCGCCGCCCGCGGACCGCGCAGCCCCGCGCUGCCGCCGGCCGCCGCCGCGCACCUCGCAGAGCCGGUGCCCGGGCGGCCGCCCGCCCCGCGGCCGCCGGCGCACAAGGCGGCGGAGAAGACCACCCGCGUGCGGACGGUGCUGAACGAGAAGCAGCUGCACACGCUGCGGACCUGCUACGCCGCCAACCCGCGCCCCGACGCCCUGAUGAAGGAGCAGCUUGUGGAAAUGACGGGGCUCAGUCCCCGCGUCAUCCGCGUCUGGUUCCAGAACAAGCGCUGCAAGGACAAGAAAAAGUCCAUUCUCAUGAAGCAGCUCCAGCAGCAGCAGCACAGCGACAAGACGAGCCUGCAGGGCCUCACCGGGACUCCGCUCGUGGCCGGCAGCCCCAUCCGCCACGAGAGCGCCGUGCAGGGCAGCGCCGUGGAGGUCCAGACCUACCAGCCGCCCUGGAAGGCGCUCAGCGAGUUCGCCCUGCAGAGCGACCUGGAGCAGCCCGCCGCCUUCCAGCAGCUGGUGUCCUUCUCCGAGUCCGGCUCCUUGGGCACCUCCUCCGGCAGCGACGUGACCUCGCUGUCCUCCCAGCUCCCCGACACCCCCAACAGCAUGGUACCCAGCCCGGCCGAGACGUGAAGCGGCCCGUCUGCCCCGCCGCGGGACCUCCGCAUGCCUGCGCUCCCUGCAUGAGACACCCGGCCCCGGGCCGCUCCCAGAGCGCCGGACAAACGCCUUUGUUUUUUAAUUAUUCUUAUUUAAAAACAAACAAAAAUAUGUUACUGUCGGCCAAAAAAGCACCGGGAUCCUCGCUGCCUUCACCAGACCGGAGAGAGAGCCCCCGCCCUGUUUUUUUCGUGUUUUUUUUUUUUUUUUUUUUUUUUUUUUUUUUUUUUUUUUUUAAUUUUUGCCCUGCGGAUUUUGGUGUUUCUUUUCCCCAAAGAAACUCGGAUUUCCCCGCCGAAGCCCGGCACAGUGACAGGCUUCCUCGCCCGCCGUUUGCGCUGGGGACGGUUUUUCUUUCCUUUUUGAAAGGAAAAACUAAAUAAUAAAAAAAAUAUACAAAAUGGGGAGAGACUCCUCCGGCGUGCGGCCGCGGAGCUGGCCUGGACCUUCCUCCGCGGAGCCGCGCCGUCCAGCCUCAUCUCACACCGAUGCCUCUCUCGGGCCACGAUGCCCGGCCCCGCACGAUCGCUGGAAAAACGGGACACGGAAACGAGACUUUUUAACGGGAAAACCAGUACUAAUAAUGUUAAGUUAUCAAUGGACGAAGGACGGAUUGUUUGCGCCUUUAACGAUCAAAAGUAAGUUAUUGUUAUUUAUUGUCAGAGACAGCGGUUGAAUAGUGGGAUUAAAUAUUUUGGACUUAAUAAAAAAAAAAAGAAAAGAAAAAUUGAUUUAAACGAAAAAAACAAAAACGAAGUAAAAAAAGUUGCGGAAGGGCGGCGAAGGGGCACCCCAGGCGCGGAGCGGCGCGGCCAUACGGAUCGGGAGCGGAACAGAGCGGGUCGGGAUGGGCACAGCCCCGGCUUCUCCCGCACGGCCUCACCGCACCGCGCUAAUCGGCUUUCAGAACCGGGGCCGCUUAUUUAUAGCUGGGGAGGCGGAGCGCAGGUUUCCCUUUCGGAGUAGCCCCCAGGCUCGCCCGGCCGUGCCGCACCUGCCACGGUGCGGGGCCGCCUCGCCUCCUCCUGGGGGGGUAGCGGGGCUGGGCGGCGGGGCUCCCCCGGGGCGGCGAGGCGAGCCCUACCUUCCCGCGUCUCCAUCCCCCCGUCCAGACCCAGGCGGCGACUCCUUAUCUGCCUCUGGCAUCACCUGGGAGCGCGGCAGGGCCGCUCCAGCUCCCGCGCUCUCCCCCUUACCCGCGCGGCGUUGCUCAGGACCAGCUCCCCGUGGGAUCGCAGGCACGGCCAAGCUCAAGCCACGGCGAGCCGCUCCCUG
Motacilla alba alba is the source of this 2453-nucleotide messenger RNA. RefSeq names its product ISL LIM homeobox 2 (gene ISL2). The transcript has 6 exons. Gene Ontology annotation, molecular function: cis-regulatory region sequence-specific DNA binding; DNA-binding transcription factor activity, RNA polymerase II-specific. Gene Ontology annotation, biological process: neuron fate specification; positive regulation of transcription by RNA polymerase II; axonogenesis. Gene Ontology annotation, cellular component: nucleus. Bases 72 to 1151 code for a protein of 359 amino acids. Lineage: Eukaryota; Metazoa; Chordata; Aves; Passeriformes; Motacillidae. The record is from RefSeq and is a predicted model, not a curated record.